This is a messenger RNA of Cylindrotheca closterium, 465 nucleotides long. Lineage: Eukaryota; Bacillariophyta; Bacillariophyceae; Bacillariales; Bacillariaceae. The record is from the annotation of a GenBank genome assembly.
AUGGAAGAAGAAUGGGAAGGGCAACAAGAUGUCGGAGUUGCUGAAGAAGAGGAACAAGAAGAUGACGAGGGAGACAUCCUCGACAUGGGAGAAGAUGACCAGGAGACCAAUGAGAAAGAGGGACUGCUGAUGCGCUUUUGUCCGAAUGAUUCAUCUAUGUUGUAUCCACAGGAAGACAAACGAAAUCGGACUUUGCAAUACUCUUGCCGUUUGUGCAGUUACAAGGAGGCAACCCCACAGUACCCUUUGAUUUACAGAAACAAUCUAAAACACGAGGUGGGAAAUGUUUUAAACAAUGUUCCUUCCUCAAUUGCAGAUGAUCCAACCUUGGCUAGGAGUCAAAACGCCAAAUGUAGCAAUUGUAACCACAAUGAAGCUGUAUUCUUCCAAUCCGAUGUUGCUCAAGCAGAUUCGUUGGCCUUGAUUUUCGUUUGCUGCAAUUGUGGGCAUAAAUGGGUGAAUUAA